This is a messenger RNA of Coffea eugenioides, 3689 nucleotides long. RefSeq lists its product as uncharacterized. The record is from RefSeq and is a predicted model, not a curated record. Gene Ontology annotation, cellular component: cytoplasm. The transcript is spliced from 12 exons. Gene Ontology annotation, molecular function: protein binding. Bases 171 to 3350 code for a protein of 1059 amino acids. NCBI's taxonomy places the organism in Eukaryota, Viridiplantae, Streptophyta, Magnoliopsida, Gentianales, Rubiaceae.
CAACACGCACAACACACACUAACCACACAGACAAUCCAAGAAUGGCCAUUUCUUCUCCUUCCAUCUCCAUUCCUCCCAAACCCCCUUUCAACUUUCUUCUCUGCAAAGCCUAGCUUAUUUAGAAAAUCUGGUUUGUUAUUGUUUUUUGUAGAUUUAUUUUCAAGAAAAAGAUGGCAAUUGUAACUGGAGAUAGAUACUUGGAAUCCUUGGUUCGAUACGUGGAGAAUAACGCUGAGCCAUUGAUCGAAGGAAGUUUGGUUUUGAAAUUGAACCCGGUUGGUUUGCGGUAUGUGCAAUCGAGGCUUGAGGCGCUAUCGGAGCUGGAGAGCUUGCUUUCCGGAGCUCCGGUGGACUAUCUCCGAGCUUACAUUUCCGACCUUGGUGACCACCGCGCUCUCGAGCAGCUUCGCCGGAUCCUCCGCCUUCUUCCGUCGCUUAAGGUGGUUUCUGUGCUUCCCCCUCCUGGUAGGGACCCUACUCCUUUGUCGUUGUUGCCGUUUGGGAGAUUGAAGGUUCUGGAGCUUCGUGGGUGUGAUUUGUCUACGUCCGCCGCAAGAGGGUUGUUAGAAUUGAGGCAUACUUUGGAGAAAUUAAUCUGCCACAAUUCAACUGAUGCAUUACGCCACGUAUUUGCUAGUAGAAUUGCAGAAAUUAAGAAUUCUCCACAGUGGAACCGCUUGUCAUUUGUUUCGUGUGCUUGUAAUGGCUUACUUCUCAUGGAUGAGUCUUUGCAGCUUCUUCCUGCUAUUGACACCCUUGAUUUAAGUAGAAAUAAAUUUUCCAAGGUGGACAAUCUACGGAAGUGCACUAAAUUAAAGCAUCUGGACCUUGGUUUCAAUCAUCUGAGAAGUAUUGCGUCAUUUAGUGAGGUGUUGUGUCAAAUUGUUAAGCUUGUCUUGAGGAACAAUGCUCUUACUACUUUGCGUGGAAUCCAGAACUUGAAGUCACUUGAGGGUCUUGAUGUCUCCUACAACAUGAUUUCCAAUUUCUCAGAGAUAGAGAUUCUGUCUGGCCUUCCAUCGCUUCAAAGCUUGUUGUUGGAAGGGAAUCCUCUCUGUUUUGCAAGAUGGUAUCGACCUCAAGUUUUCAGCUAUUUUCCUUUCCCUAAUAGUCUGAAACUGGAUGAAAAGAAAAUCUCCACAAGAGAGUAUUGGAAACGGCAAAUUAUUGUUGCUGGUAGACAGAAGCAACCUGCUAGCUUUGGAUUUUACUCACCAGCAAAAGAUGACGGUGAAUUGGAUGGAACUAUAAACACAAAAAGGAGAUAUGUGUUGCAGAAGAGGACAUCUCGUCUUGCUAGCAUUGAGAGUGAAGAUCAGAGCACAUGUGUGUGCUCUGACCAAGAUUCAGCUUUGGGUGAUAGUGAAAAUCAAAGCAAAAAGGAGGAUGCCAAUUCGGAUGAGGAAGAAAUAGCUGAUCUGAUGAACAGGAUUGAAAUUAUGAAAAAAGAACGGUCUGCUCUAUGGUUUCAGGAAUUCAAAGAAUGGAUGUCUCCUGUUACUCAAAGUUUUGAUGAUAGAAAAUGCACAGGGACUAAUAACGGUGUCAAUGAAGAAGUGUAUGUGAAAGGCAAUACUAGACAUAGAUAUCCUGGUGAGAGCUCAAGAUAUGUAACUGACUCUUUUCAAGCUUCUGGAGAUGAUAGUAGUACAAAUAUAUUGGAAUCCGAUAACUCCUUUGCUGAUGCAUCUUUGGGUUGGAAUACCCAAAGCUCACUUGAUCGAAUUGGUGAAGUAGCUUCAACAGUUUUCACAGGACAAUCUGGUGGUGAUUCUGUUCCUGUUAUCAGAAGUUUUCCCAUGGAUAAGGAGCAUCCAAAAUCUUUAAAAAAUCAAGGCAGCAUGUCUGCAAUUGAUAAUAUGGUUGAAUCCAAUUCAUCUUCAAUUGCACCGGGUUCACCUCCUCACUACCAACAGGAUAUUUUGCAUCGACGUCAGAACUUGGAAGAAGAAUUUCUACAGUUAUCUGCUGAGUCCCUUUCAGUUGCGUCCACUGAUAGUGAUACUAGUAGCGAGGAGGAUUCUGCUGAAUUUGGUUCCUGGAUACCUCAGGUUGAUCGAUCACUGAUUGGUAAUUUCUCAGGAAUGGGUUUGGAUGAUUGCUCAACUGCACUUUGCUCGGAUGAUGUGCACCAUGAGGGAGAGAACCGAGCUUCUGCAUCAGAGCAAAAUGGUUUGCAUGAAUUAGAUAUAGGUACUAGAGGGAUUCCUGGUGUUGAGAAUGAGGCUGAUUGGCAGGAGGAGAAGUUGCGAAAAAAGAAAUCGAAAAGAAGAGUCGUUUCAUUAGCAGAGGAGGAUAAUGUUGAUAUAGAACCAGGGCCAGUUCACAAGUCAAAUGGAGAUUUGGACAUUUAUAAAGUUGAAACAAGACAUGAACAUCAUAGAUAUAUAUCUGGGAAAGAAUCCUUAUCUAUGGAGUCAGAUGAUAUGAUUAUGACCAUUUUGAACUCAAAUAAUGCGAAUUUUGGAGCUCCUGAAUCUUGUAGACAAUUUGUACGUUGCAGAUGCUUGCUUCAGGAGAAAUCUGAGUUGGUGGAAAGUGAAGUAGCCAUACUGAGUGGCGUGAACAAAUUUUAUGUACUACUCGGUGGUGAAUCUGAUGGGUCAGUAACCUGUUUAAAGCUUAUUGGUUGUCAUGAAAUUGGAGAUGUGAGAGAGGUUUAUGUUGGUUUGGGACUUCAGGUCGUAAGGGUAUGCUGCAAAGACAAAUCAUAUUUGUUCAUUACCAUGAGUGUAGAGAAAUCCAGAAAAUUGCUAGCUCUAUUGGAUUCCUUUGAUUCAUCUGUAUUGCAGGAUAACUGCCCACUCACGAGUUUGGAGCAGGUUCAAGUUAAUAUCUUCGAGAGGCAUAUAUAUGGAAGUGCAACCAUGAGCAUUUUUCAGUACUCAAUGGUGAUGUUUUGGAGCAGCAAUUUAGAAGAGGGUCUCUGGCUUUCAAGAUCUCUAUUUGUGCUCAAGUGGCAGCUACUUGUGUGUAUUGAAGAUCUGAAACAGUUUGGCACCCUCCCAGAGGGAAAAUCUUCCUCAUCCUAUUUCAUUCUGGAUGCAUCUUGUUCUAUCAUCAACAUAUCUGAGAUGCAUCUUAUGAACCAUUGUGUUCAAGUAGUUCGCUUUAAAUUUCAGGUGAUUGAUAACAAGGACAGAGAGUGCAUGACCUUGGCUUUACAAUGUGCUUUAGAUAAACAGGAUGCAGGGCAUGCAACUCUUACUAAGGGAAAGCCAUCUUCAGGUCCUUUCACGUGGAAGUUCAAAUGGUUCUCUGAAGAAAGUUUAUUCAAGUUCGUGGCACUCUUAAGGGCAAUUCAUGCCGAAUUGACCACAUCACCUCUGUGUGUACGCUGGAUAUCAUGAUCAAAGAGGGAAACAGAUCCUUACUUUGUAUAUCAUAAUCAAAUUCUUCUCAUUCUUUCGGUCUGGUACUGUUUCAUAGUUCCCAUUCCAUUUUCUUUCUUCUUCCGUCAUGGCAUCCCUAGCUUGGUGCAUGCCCUUACUGAGUGUAAAUGAAUGUACAUAGUCGAAUCCAAAUUCUCUCUUUUGAAUCUGGAUGUGCAUAUUUCCCCUGUAUAAUUCAUGGUAGCUUGGCUGGCUCCAGAUGUAAAAAGCUGGUGGUUGUAAAUUUUGUGAGAUCAGUUAUUGAAUUAAUGUGAACUAUUUGACUGGGCAGAGACAUCUGCACAGCUUUGUAGGGCA